Amblyraja radiata (thorny skate) is the source of this 3727-nucleotide messenger RNA. RefSeq names its product POP1 homolog, ribonuclease P/MRP subunit (gene pop1). Bases 215 to 3280 code for a protein of 1021 amino acids. NCBI's taxonomy places the organism in Eukaryota, Metazoa, Chordata, Chondrichthyes, Rajiformes, Rajidae. Gene Ontology annotation, cellular component: nucleolar ribonuclease P complex; ribonuclease MRP complex. The record is from RefSeq and is a predicted model, not a curated record. The transcript is spliced from 18 exons. Gene Ontology annotation, biological process: tRNA 5'-leader removal.
UGCUGGUGUUCCUGCCACUAUUUGACCCUAGUGUCUUACAGCCGAUGACUGAGUGUGGGUUGGCUGUUCCUCUGGGCAAGGCAUCACUUGGUGCGCCUUAAAGAGUUUAGUUUUAGUUUAUUGUCGCAUGUACCGAGGCAGCCUGACGUGGAUGUACCGCAAUUUUUCUCUUGAUUUCGCGAUAAAAUCUGGGGGCACAUAAUUAACACCAGACAUGUCUGGAAUCAAUCGAAAAGACAAGAAAUACGCCAAGAAGAUGAGAAACCAGCCUAGCAACGUCACCUUUACAUCAUCCGAUCCAGGGGCUGGUCGAUCAGGAAUAGAAUCUCAGUCAGAUGUCAAUUCCCGAGAUCAGCAGAGAGGUUUGCAUGGAGGAUAUUGCCACAGAAGCCAAGGAAGUGAUCAAAAACAUUUUCAAAAUGUUCCCAAAUUCAUAAAUGAUGCCAAUUACCGAGAUCAGCAGAGAGGUUUGCAUGGAGGAUAUUGCCACAGAAGCCAAGGAAGUGAUCAAAAACAUUUUCAAAAUGUUCCCAAAUUCCUGUAUGCCAGAGACUUUGCUCAACACCGUGCUGCAGAAAUCAAUGCCAUGUUAAAAGCAGUAGUGCACAAAUCUAACUCCCAGUUUCUGCAGUCCUUGCCACCACAUUUGCGCAGAAGAGCAAUGAGCAACAACGCUAAACGUCUCCCACGAAGACUUCGGGAAAUUGCAAAGAAAGAGAUGGAAAAAAUUGCCCAUUUGAAGAAAGAGCAAUCAAAAAGCAAGUCUCGCAAAGCCCGGCGACGACAUGGAAAUUUGUUGCAUGAAUUUAAUCGCAGACAAAGGAAAAACAUCUGGCUGGAAACCCACAUAUGGCACGCAAAAAGAUUCCAUAUGGUCAAAAAAUGGGGAUGCUGUUUGGCUGACAAACCAACUGCUAAAAGUUACAGAGCCUGCUACCGUGCCAUGAAGCAGAAGUGUCUACUUCAGGAUUUGUCGUAUUAUUGCUGCUUGGAGCUGAGUGGUACACAGGAGAAUCUCUUGAAGGCUCUUUCCCCUUUGAGUAGCUGGGAAGCAGGUACAACGUUUGCCUCUGUGGAUUGCCUUUCUGGGAAGCGUCAAGGAUCAUUGGUGCUUUACAAGGCCGAGCAAUAUCCCGCAAAGCCACUGGGUCCUAUUGUGUUCUUGUGGCGACCCAAAGCAGAGCCGGAAAACCAGUCUGAAAACAGGCAGCUUUGGAUUUGGGCACAUCCAGCACUUAAAACGGAGGCAUUAAUCGAGCUCCAGUUGGCCUGUCAAUGUUCAGAUGCUCCCUUACCUGAACCAGCGCCUAGUGAAUGCAGUGCUUCAGCACCGGGAAGAGCUGGCUCGAAAAGAAAACUGCAGGAUCAAGUUGGAGAGGAAGUCAUACCCAAGAAAAAAAUCAUAGGCAAUAGUACCAGAGAUCCUUUGAAACCAGUGUCUUGGACAUCGUUAACAACUGGUAUUGUAAUAGAAGAUCUGACGAUGGAAAUUCUGAGGUAUCGAUUGGUCGGUCCCCUUUCUCACUCUGUGAUAUUUGAAGUUUUGCAACCUGCUGUUGUCUUGGAAGAUUCUGAAGCGAAGGGAGAAGUGACGGGAGCAAGAGAUGUGCCUUGCUGGUGGUCACAGUAUUGCGGGAAAUCCGAGGAUGUGGACCUUCAUCAUCGUCAGGGGGAUUUCCCACAGUUACUUUCUGGUAUUGCUUCACCAGCAGAAAUCUCAGCAGGGUCUGUACUUGGACUUACUGUGAGGGAUCCUCGACUAAACAUACCUGAAAGCAGGACCCCAGCGCUGCCUGACCCAUCAGAGUUUAAAGGUAGCACCCAUGAUCUGGAAAAAGUAAAGGAAUUGUCCCUGAGAGGAGUUCCGACGGAAUGUGCUCAGAGUCCAAUCUGGGACAGAAAUAUCCGCAAUAUUGUCACCGAAAAUAAAAUUUCGGAACAGGAAUUAAAUCAGAUGAAAAGCAAACUCCUGGUUCCUGGAUCCCAGCUGAACCUGGGGCCUCGGGAAUCCAAGAUUCCCAUCCUGCUGGUGCAGCAGCCCGGGAAGAGGGCUGGGAAGGAGCAUAUUGGAUGGGGGAGCGGCUGGGAUAUCCUAAUCCCGAAAGGAUGGGGAAUGGCGUUCUGGAUUCCUUUGAUCUACAGGGGUAUACGCGUAGGAGGUUUGCAAGAAGGAGCCAAGCAUUCCCAGUACCAGGGAAUUCCCUCUUUCCCAGAUGAUUUUCCAGACUGUCCCGCUGGUAUUCGGCACUGUGAGGAGACCGAGAAGGAGCUAGUUGAGAAAUACAAGAGAUAUCCACCGGCUAAGAGGCCGAACUAUGUCCAUUACGGCACAAUGACCCCAUUUCAUUGCCCGUGGCAACGGCUGGUUGAAGAGUGGGAAGUGAAGACCAAUGCAAAUGACGUCACACCUACAGCCAGUGGCAAAGACCCGGAGGCAAAGUCGGAAGGGCUAAACUCCAGCAUGAAGCCAAUCGGUGUAAAUGAAGCAGUAGUGUGCAAGCAAUCGUCAGAUGAAGAGAAAACCCUUGAACCCAAGGAGGAAAUGGAGCAGGGUUCUGGAAACGUCACUGUUCUGGAACCAAAGACCUUGAGUAUUGAAGACAUUUCAGCAGAAAGCUGCCAUGCUUCCAUACUAAGGUCUAGAAAGAUGUUGAGGCAGCUGUCUGCAUGGUGCCAACCUACAUCAAGCUGUGGACAGAGGGUGAAGCCGUUCGCCAGGUCUCUGCCAGGACAGAUGACCACAGAUGUGGUCAACUCCAUCGUCUGCUCCCUUCCCCGCUUCCUUGUCUGGGCUAGAGUGUCGCUACUGAAAAAGGGCAGUCCCGAUGCUAACGCAAUGAUUUGUAUCCCUUCCAACGAAGACCUCCAGCUUAUAGCCUCAGAUGCCAAGAAUUGUGCUCCACAAGAACCAAAGCACAGAGACCCCUUCAAGCGGCAGAUUAAAACCUUAAAGGAUAAAAAGAAAAAGGCUUUGUCGGAAAGUGGUUCCGGCGUUCAGGAUUCCAAACUAGUUUCCAAUCGCCGAAAGGAUUUAAUUCUUGGCCUGUGGCCUGAUCAGCCAAAGGAUGUGAUGUCCCACUGUUCCAGACUAACAAUCGGAUACGUAAGCCACGGGGACUUUUCAUUGAACGUAGGCUGCGGGGAAGGCUUGGGAUUUGUCAGUUUAUCGGGACUUUUGCACAUGUUGUCCAGUCAGCCAGCUGAAAAACGCGGCUUUGUACUCGUGAGGAACCCAGCUUCGCUGCAGUAUCGCUUGGCCAAACUGAAUAUUGAAGUCUAAAAAAAUAUGCUAGAUUUUCGUGCAAAUUUCAGGCCGUAUCUCCAUGCAUGUCUGAAACAACGUUUGCGUUUAUCUCUCCAAAAGCCCGUAGCUCUUGCCUUUAAUUAAAUGGUACAUCCCUUAAUGCCACGUUUGAAAUCUGAUGCUGACUAAGUGACAGACAUCGGUAGAAGAUGGCUUGAUAGACAAAUUAGUUUCUUAUUUGCUGAUUCCAACCAUGCAGUGCCGGCGAGAUUGCCUUGCAUGGGUCUGCACAUUGUUCAAAUUCAUUGUCUCUACAAUAACAUUCUACUGACAUUAAAUUGAACCCUUCUUUGUUUAAUUGUAAUCAGCAUGUUUGAAUCCGGAGGAUUAAUAGGAGAUUAUGUCCACAUGAAAUGAAUUGAACAGGAAAUCGGUUCAGUAGACUUCAUCAUCAUGAAAAAUAAAGUCGCUGGGAGCAAUGUU